AUGGCGGCCUCGGUAUUGCUCUCUGCGGAGAGUACCGUACCCAGUUUUGCUGUUGGCAAUCCCGGAACGGUUGGAGCCCCUGGUAAUGGAGUAACUGCACCAGGGCAUGUGCCAUGGAACCGCUCACUAGACCGGGCUUUGGACGAAGCCACGGCGACUGGUUGCCUCAAUCUAAGCGGCAGGAAACUAAAGGAGUUCCCUAGGAGCGCCGCCAACCACGACCUAUCAGACACGACUCGGGCCGACCUGUCCCGUAACCGUUUGUCGGAGUUGCCUUUGGAGGUGUGUGUAUUUGUGUCGCUGGAGCAUCUGAACCUGUAUCAGAACUGCCUACGGUCUUUACCCGACAGUCUGAUCAAUCUACAGGCCCUUACCUACCUUAACGUCAGUCGGAACCAGCUGUCCACUCUUCCGGUUUCAGUGUGCAGUCUUCCUCUUAAAGUCCUCAUCGCAUGCAACAACAAACUGGUCUCCCUACCCGAGGAACUGGGCCAGUUAAGGCAGCUUACUGAACUGGACGUGAGCUGUAAUGAGAUCCAGACCCUGCCUCCUCAGAUUGGCCAGCUGGAGUCGCUACGGGACCUCAACAUCAGGAGGAACCAUCUAGUCCGGCUGCCUGUCGAGCUGGCAGAGUUGCCUCUGGUUUCUCUGGAUUUUUCCUGUAACAAGGUGACGUCCAUCCCUGUGUGUUAUCGCAAACUAAGACACCUGCAGAGCAUCAUACUGGACAAUAACCCCCUCCAGAGCCCCCCCGCACAGAUCUGUAUAAAGGGGAAAAUCCACAUAUUUAAGUAUCUGAACAUGGAGGCGUGUAAGACAGCACCUGAUCUUCCCGACUACGAAAGGAGGCCGCUGGGAUUUGGGUCCUGCGUGGAGGAGCUGUAUCCUGGAAGGCCGUACGGGGCGCUGGACUCUGGCUUCAACAGCGUUGACAGUGGAGACAAGAGAUGGUCAGGCAAUGAGCCAGCGGACGAGUUGUCGGACCUGCCGCUGAGAGUGGCAGAGAUCACCAAGGAACAGCGCCAUCGCAGAGACAGAGAGAGAGACAGGGAGGAGAAGACGGGCUCCAUCAUGGCCAAUGGCACAAUGGAAUCAGAGCUCGAGCAGAUAGACUUUAUAGACAGCUGUACAGGGGAAGAAGAGGAGGAGGAUGGGCGGGGCCGAAGGGCGGAGUCAGUCAGUCUCAGUUCCCAGUUCAUGGCCUAUAUCGAACGACGAAUCACCAGAGAGGGUUCACCGGUAAAGUCCAGUUCACUCAGAGACACGAGAACGGAUGACCCAAGGCGACACGCUGUUCUCCAUAACAGCCCCAGGAGUGCCGGAGACGGGAGCUCCUCUUCAUCGCUGUCCUCGCUGUCGUCCGCACACGGCCAGAGAAGCACGGCGGGUGCUGCAGGGUCCGGUAGCGGCGCUGUCACCGGUGUGGAACGCAUGAGACGGGAGGCCCAGUGGAUGGCCCAGCGGUACGACGAGGAGAGACAGAAAUCUCGCAGCAUGCAGAGAGACACUGUCAUGAGUUACGCCAAGAAAUCAGCUCAGAGCCCAACCAAGCUUAGUCCUACAUCUAAUGAGGCCGUUUGCCCCUCUAGGCGCUCCACUCACACAGAUGACUCUGGUCUCUUCAUGCAAGGAGAAGACUCUCUCUCUCAUACUGGAGAGUCAGGGGUCCAGAGAACAGAGCCUAAGGCAGGGACACCUGCUCCAUCCCAGGGUCCUGUUGGGGAAGAGGCUGAACUGGUGGAGCAGUUACGGAAGAACAUUGAGUCCCGACUCAAAGUGACUUUGCCCAGUGACCUGGGGGCAGCACUCACUGAUGGGGUGGUGCUAUGCCAUCUAGCCAAUCAUGUGCGUCCGCGCUCCGUACCCAGCAUCCAUGUGCCCUCACCUGCUGUGCCGAAACUGACGAUGGCCAAGUGCCGGCGGAACGUGGAGAACUUCCUGGAGGCAUGCCGCAAAAUUGGCGUCCCACAGAGCCAGCUGUGCCUACCUCUCCAUAUCCUAGAGGAGCGGGGUUUAGCCCAGGUGGCUGGGACAGUGCGUGCUCUCCUGGAACUGGCCCCCGCCAAACACGGCCCCUCCUCUACCGCUGCUCCACCAAGCCCUGCUACAGCCCCCCUCGCCAUGUAAGGCACACAUGGACACGCGGACGCCAGGACGGACGGACUUAAAGGAUCUUCUAUGUCCUCAUCUUCCUCUUCAUCAUUCACCCUCAGGACACAGCAGAUGCAGAUGACGCAGUUGCAGACGCAGACAGACUGACUUCAGAAUGCUCCGACACUCAACAGUCUCCACCAACACACCCUUCUCUGUGGGACUCCUAAGGACACACCACACAUGCGCGCACCAACACGCAAACACACACACAUGUACACAUACUGAGACACGCACUUCAGCUCCAAAGAGGACAGAGAUGACAAAAAAAACAAAAAAAAAAAAAA
Molecule: messenger RNA, 2438 nt
Organism: Chanos chanos (milkfish)
Lineage: Eukaryota; Metazoa; Chordata; Actinopteri; Gonorynchiformes; Chanidae
Gene: lrch3
Product: leucine-rich repeats and calponin homology (CH) domain containing 3
Exons: 19
Coding region: 1-2127 (708 amino acids)
Cellular component (GO): cytoplasm
Molecular function (GO): protein binding
Source: RefSeq, a predicted model, not a curated record